This is a messenger RNA of Baudoinia panamericana UAMH 10762, 1511 nucleotides long. RefSeq lists its product as uncharacterized. Lineage: Eukaryota; Fungi; Ascomycota; Dothideomycetes; Mycosphaerellales; Teratosphaeriaceae. The transcript has 2 exons. Gene Ontology annotation, molecular function: zinc ion binding; ferrous iron binding; oxidoreductase activity, acting on single donors with incorporation of molecular oxygen. The annotation marks the transcript as partial. The record is from RefSeq and is a predicted model, not a curated record.
CGAUGCCCAACUUCCUCAACGCGCACACUCUCUUCUUUCUGGGUGUCCUUCUUGCCGCCAUUCCCAUUCCUCUUGGUGUUUGGACAGAUCACUACUCCUUAGCCUUCCCGCAUCAAUACCUAGGUAUCGUUGUCUGCGACUCCGUAGGCGUCAACCGCAAGGACUGUUCGUUCCAGCCAUUCUACCGUAGGACCAACGACACGAACAUUGCUAAGCCCCUGUACGAACGCUUCGGGUUGGACCUGGACUGGUGGAAGCUUCAAGACAUUUCGACAGCUUCGAUCGCGAACUCACGAGCGAUGCCUCGCACGCCAGUAUACUUUGUCAGCCACGGCGGCCCAACCAUCAUGGAAGAAACUUCGCAUCCUGCGUACGCAAAGCUGCAAGCCAUCGGUCGUGAAAUCACGCAAGAGGUGAAGCCGAAAGCCGUCGUGGUCUUCUCCGCUCACUGGCAAGCGGAUGGACCGAAUGCCGUCGAGGUCAACACAGCGACGGACAUGGAUCUUAUCUACGACUUCUACGGCUUCCCGGCGCAUUACUACAAGAUGCAGUAUCCGCACCGCGGCUCCCCACAGUUGGCUGGUAAGGUCAUCGAAACCUUCCGAAAGAACGGCGUCCAUGCCGAGGGUGUGAGCCGCGGCCUGGAUCAUGGCGUCUGGGCUGGCUUCAUGGUAAUGUUCGAUCCGAAGACGAACCCGUUGAAUGUGCCUAUUGUGCAGGUCAGUCUGUAUGAUUCCGAAGACCCGGAGCGGCACUACGCUCUCGGUCAGGCACUCUCUUCGCUGCGCGACGAGGGCGUGCAGAUUAUCGGGUCGGGCAUGGCGGUGCAUAACUUGCGCGAUCUUGGUAGACGCCUCGGAGGUUCAACAAACUAUGCCGUCACUUUCGAAGAUGGCCUAAAAGCGGCAGUCGAGACGAAGCCGGAGGAGAGGAGGGAGGCCAUGACUGAGCUGCUCAAAAGGCCUGAUGCGAGAAAGGCGCAUCCAAGCUUCGAGCACCUCCUGCCAGUACACGUUGUGGCGGGUGCGGCUGGCGGUGAAAGUGGCAAGCAGUUGUGGACUAUGGCAGAGGGAGGUUUGGCGUGGGGUCAGUACCGGUUUGGCGAAGUUGUUGCUUCAUGAUAUUCUAGAUGUUUGGUCAAGGUCGCCACGUCCAGUGUGGCUGUCAAAAAUGCUUUGUAUCACCAGGGUGGCGCUUGUGUGCUACGGGUUCAGCAGAUCGCCGGUUAUCAAUUGGUUGUUAUUGUACAUUAUGUACACUCAAGCAGCUCGUCCAUCCCGAGAAGCUACUCGCAUGACCGAGUGGUUGUGCCUUGCUAGCCGUGACGGUAACUGUGCGGUCAUUAUGCGUCCUUCACCAGCUUUGUGACUGCAUCUUCGAUCCCUUUGUCGUCCAGCCCAUUGAGGUCUACCCGCUUCUCCCUGCCGAACUCAUACCGCGCAAACACACGAGGCUGUAUGUCCAAUGCUUCCCGGAUCAUAAUGGGAGUGUGCGGGUUGUGGUGCUUCAUC